This is a messenger RNA of Colletotrichum orchidophilum, 1089 nucleotides long. RefSeq names its product DnaJ domain-containing protein. NCBI's taxonomy places the organism in Eukaryota, Fungi, Ascomycota, Sordariomycetes, Glomerellales, Glomerellaceae. Bases 1 to 1089 code for a protein of 362 amino acids. The transcript has 2 exons. The record is from RefSeq and is a predicted model, not a curated record.
AUGUCAAAUGUUCUCUCCCUCCUAGGCUGGGCAUUCUUGCCCAACCUAGUCACCGGCUGGGUACAAGCAAUCUACUACGGCCUGGCCAUCCGCGCAGGCGAUCCCAAGCCGCAGCCCGGCACCGCAAAAUACGCAACCCACCGCCGCCGAAUUCACAUUCUCGUGGUCUCCUUCUACCUCCUCUACACCCUGAUCGAGGCCGACCGCACCCUCCGCCUACAAGGCACCUUCUACACCGACCUCGAUGUCGCCGCCAGCGCCCCCGUCCGCAUCAUCAAAUCCCGCUUCCGCCGGCUCGCGGCCGUCUACCACCCGGACAAGGUGGGCAGCAGCGGCGCCGACACGGGCGCCGCCGCCGCGCGCUUCAUGCACCUCAAGACCGCCUCCGAGACCCUCUCCGACCCGGCGCGCCGCUUCGCCUACGAGCGCUUCGGUCCCGAGGUCGGCGCCUGGCAGGGCUGCAAGACGAUUCACGACUUUGUCGCACGCGGCAUCAUGCAGGGAACGAUUCCCUACUACGGCCUCGCUGCGGCUGCGACCUACGGCUUGAGUCUGCUGGGGUACCUCGACUGGGGACGAUACUGGCGAUGGAUCAUUCUCCUCACCUUCCUCGUCGCGGAGCUCAUCGUCGUCACGCGGCCCGAGAUGCCACCCUUCCUAGCCAUCGUCAACACGGUGCUGAGUACCGCCUUGCGCCGCCCACCAUAUCUCCAGUUCCAGCUAGUCUCGCUCGCGCGUCAGGCGGCGGUAACGAUCUACAUCGCCUUUGGCCAGCUCGGUCCCCUGUUGAAUCCCCAGGGCCAGGCGGCGCAGAAAGCGGCCGAGAGCUCAGCGGCCGCGGUCGACGAGGGCCUGCAGCGGCUCGAGAUGAUUGCCCGCGGUCUGGACGGCGAGACGAGCAGGUUGUUGGAGAUGGAGAUGACGCCCUUUAUCGGCGACAAGGAGGCCCUCAGCAGCGUGCGUGCCAAGGUCAAAGAUUGGCUGGUUCAGAACACCAUCAGAGCGGACCCGAUGGUCAGGGACGCGAUCGGCAAGCAGUUCCAGAAACGCAGGGUCGACGCUCCGGCUCGUGCGAAGGGUAACAGAUAG